UGGCUGUUCGGAGCGCCUCGGUCCCGCGAGCCUAGCGAUCGAGGAUGUUUGCGCCUCCAAAAUCAACUCUCACCCGGCCAUCUCUUCCCCUAAUCAUCCGCCCGUGAGGUGCGGAGGGAUUCUCGUAUCCAUAAAUCCUCCUAACGCCCCUUCCAUCCGGCUUGAAGCUCUUUAAAUCAAGUUGUUUGGCGAAGUCAAGCCGCACCACUGAGAGAGUGAGUGUGACCAAGAGCCCUGAACAUCCAAAUGGCCGAACCGAGAAAAGUGCAGUUUGUCACCCUGUCGGCCAUGGCUGGCGGUCAGGGCGCGGAGGGCUGGAUACGGCGGCUGGAGGAGGACGGGGGCGCGGAGAUGAGCUUUGACAGCGAGGGCAGGAUGAAGAUGUCGGGCACCGGGGUGACGGCUGCUGCGGGUGACCGCGGGGGUUUGAUCGGGAAGAGAGACGGCGAUGAGCCCAAAGGGAAGAAGACAGUGCGGCUCAAUCUGUGUCUGUCCGAGCCCAACGAGCAGUGCUCGGCCGAGUUCAACUACAGCGAGCUCAUCCAGUCUCAACAGACCAAGAAGAAUCCACCAGGUUCUAAGUCUUCCCUGGAUCUGGACAACCCUUUCAACGAUGAUGAGAGAGAACGUCUACAGGUCGAGGCUUUGGCAAAAAAGUUUGAAAGCAAAUAUGGUAACGCAGGGAAAAAGAAGCGGAAAGAUCGGAUGCAGGAUUUGAUUGACAUCGGCUUUGGCUAUGAUGAGAGUGACCCCUUCAUAGACAACUCUGAAGCUUAUGAUGAGCUUGUACCAGCAUCUCUGACAACCAAGCUUGGAGGAUUCUACAUCAACACCGGUACAUUACAGUUCAGAGCUGCCUCCGAAUCUGAAGGAGAAGAGGGAGCAAAAGAUGAAAAAUCCAGAAUGAGAGAUGGAGAGGAGCCACAGAUAAAGAGAAGGAAGAUGAAAGAUGUCACAAGUAUAGAGGAGAAAAAACCAAGAAGGAACAAAGUAGCUAAACAAGGAGUGGCUGCUCUCAACCUUCACCGUCCGGAGAAAAAGAAGAGGAAGAAACUGAUGAAGGAUUCACUCUGUCUGGCUGCAAUGCUUCGACGUUUCACACGAGAGAAGGAAGAAAUGCGGAAACGAGACCCCAAAGUGUCUCAUCUGGGCCCUGGUCUCACCAGCACCCCCAACUCCAACAACGUACCGCAGAACUCUCAUCUCCACGGCAACGCCAACAAUGAGCUUCCGCUUGCCGAACUGACGGCCGACCCCGCCAUGAUGUCAUUGCUAGGUUCAGCCAAUGAAAGCGAGCUUCAGGAUCUCAUGCGGGACCUCGACUUCAGUUUUUUAGACGCAGUGCCCCAGAUGCCCCCGUCAGUAAGGGAGAAUGGGCAGAUUGGUGUGGGUUCGUCAGCUGGGCACAAGAUUGGUGGAGGUGGGCUGAGUCGAGGGCAGGGGGGGCUCAUCUCUCCUCCACCUCUCCCAGAUGGACUUCCUGCACCCUUGAUCAAACGUAUAGAAGACCUAAGGGCUGCAUCGAGGCAAUUUGAUCAGGAAGGCAGAAAGAAAUUCUUCACUCUGGAUAUGAAUAAUAUUUUGCUGGAUAUUGAGCUGCAGGUUCAGGAGCAGCCGGCAGACGUGCGUUCGCAGGUGUACUCUCACCUGGAGGCCUUUGUGCCCUGUAACAAGGAGGCGCUACUCAAACGACUCAAGAAACUGAGCCUCAACAUCCAGGACGACCGUCUGCGAACACCCCUGUUAAAACUCAAACUGGCCGUGUGCAGUGUGAUGCCAGAGCAGAUUGCCAGAUAUAACAUGGAUUGCAUGGCAAAAGCUGCUUCCAAGCAGCAGACUGAGGAAGCAGAGAAGAAUGGAUCAGAGGAUGAUGAUGAAGAGAAACCAGGAAAGAGGGUGAUGGGACCAAGAAAGAAGUUCAUAUGGGAUGAUAAACUCAGGACUCUGUUGUGUAACCUGGUGCGCGUGAAGCUGAGCUGUUAUGAGCUGGAGCAGUGCGCUCUGUCUGUGGAGGACUAUCUCAAAUCCUUCAUGGAGAAUGAAGUCAAACCCCUCUGGCCUAAAGGCUGGAUGCAGGCCAGGAUGCUUUUCAAAGAGAGUCGUGGGGUACACGGUCACCUUACAGGCCUGGGCAGGAAAAGGAUUGUUACAACCUCAAAAGCUGCCAAAAUGACGGAGGUCGGCUGGAUGCAGAGACCAGCUCCAGGUGUCGGAACCACUUCUGCCUCUCCAGCCUUACCUGCUACUGCGUGCAUACUGCCCUCCUCCCCCUCUGAACCCAUCUGCCUCUCUGAUUCAUUGGAUGAGGAUCUGGCUGCUAACUCUCUGGACUCUAUUUCUCAAGCUCUCGCUCUCCUCAGCAAUGCUGCCAAGGGUCUGACGUCAAACAACGGCAUUCCUGCCGCCUCUCCUCCUGGAAUCAUCGGAUCCUCAUCUGGGGUCAGCCACCACUACUCUCCUCUCUCACAUUCCACCCUUCCAGCAAACAUUGAGCUUUCGGGUAUCUCUCUGGCAAAUAUGAGCAAUCUAUCUACCUCUCCCUCCCUCUCCUCUCCUUUCACCUCAUCUCCUUCGUCUUCUAUGCGAGGAGAGACCUUUGGGUUGGUAAAGGACAGUGGGUCCUUGCAGAGAAACUUGGUAAAACCCACUCACAGAGCGGGAUUGAAUGUGGGACAGUCUGCUAAGCCUCGCCCACCCCCUACAGCCUCACCCCUCUUGCCUCCACAGCAGAGGUCUUUUGGGGUGAUGGGAGUAAAGCAGAGUCAGACUCUGCACCCUAUUGGACAGGCGAAGAACUGUGUAAACAAAUCUGGUACUGGCGUCAACGGAAUCUCUGGUACUGCGGUUUCUCAACAGCCUCGUAUGAACACUCACCCCUCUCAGAUGAAUGCCAAGAGCCCUCAACAGUCACGGGUACCCAACUCUACCCCUUCGAUGCCCUCUUCCCCUUCCACCCUGUUAUUGCAGGCCAAGACCCCCACUAUGCCACACAGCCAGUCAAACUUUAUUACACCCAUGCAAGCCACACUCACCAAGUCUUCCCACAGUAGCAGCUCUCCCAUCAUCAAACUCACGCCUAGGCCCCCUGCUCCGACUCCGACUCCUCCCUCCUCCUCUCCCUCGCCUUCAUUAUCGCCCUCCCUGACUCAUCUGAGACCCCAAAUGAUAACCAGCCCACACCAGUACAGCCCCAAGAGCCCAGGGUUCAGACCGCCAUUCACCGCACAGGGAUCUGGUGUCAAAUCAGGACAAGCGAGCUACAGUUUCGCAGGCGGACAGAAAUCCACUAGUCUAUCAAGUGGUGGUUCAGGUAACACCAUUACCACCCCAAUGGCCAAACCCCUGUCUGCAAGUGUCCAGGACUGCAGCCCCUCCCCUUCUGCAGUACCUGUCAAUCACACCCAGCGUCAGAGGACCAUAGGAGGGACUAGUCAGAGUGCCAAGUCGUCAACAAGUCGAGCAUCAGCCAUGACGCUACCCUCUCCUCCUGUCUCCUCUCACCUGCCACAGGGGUCUACGGCAUCAGGAAGUAACCUCUUGGGCUCAGUGCCCCCCUCCCUCCCCCUGGGUUUUGGGAUGCUUGGGGGUCUAGUGCCCGUUUCCCUACCCUUCCAGUUCCCCUCGCUUCUCAAUUUCAACCCCACAGGCCCUGGAGUUCCUGGCUGCAGCAACAUGGGGGCGUCACCCACCACAAACUCAGGAUACACCCUGGCACAGAAUCUGUUUAAGAGUCUGCAGCUAGGGUCUCAGAUUGCUCUACCUCCCCACUUGCAGCUUGCUUUCUCAGAUGCAAACCAAAGUCAGGGGGGAGACACAAAGAGGAAGCCCCACUGACCGCUGUAACCAGAAUGUACACUUUCGCUCUGUUGGCGACGGAUGUUUUCAGCUGCUCAGAUUCUGAAUGGAAAAGAAUCGUGGAUUGACAUGGAAGGGGGAGUGAUGUAAACUUUCAUUAGAUGAUAUUGAGGGACUUGAUUAACGUCAUUCUGCUUUUAAUUGAUCAGUGUUCUGGAUGAUUGGAGUGAGCUGGGUGGGUUUUAAUUAUUGCUAUUUUUUUGUGUCAACAUGUUUACACAAGACCUUAAUCACUGUGGACAUAGAGCUAAUAAAAGGAAGUAAAGAAACAAAGUAACAUAAUUUCUAUUUAAGUUAAUGUCGGCUGAAAAUGUGCAUUACUGUGUUUAUUUUCCGAGUAGUUUUGUUUAAAACUCCUAAAGGGAAGUUAUAGGCCAACAGUUUUAUUUUAAAGACUGUUAAAAUAGUAGCUAUUAAUAAUAAUACAUAUGGGUAAAUUAUUUAUAAAUUUUUGACACAGGGACAUAUUAUGAUGUUUAAGGUGUGUUAGUAGAAUAAAAUGGUAUGUAUAUAAAAUAUACAUAAAUAUGUGAUCUAUUUUCUUUCAAAGUCAGGAUGCGUGUGUGUGCGCGUGCGCAGAUGUCUCGCUGUUUCUGGUGCUGUGUAUCUCACUGGACCUUGUAAAAACUUGAGGUUAAAGUUUCAGUUAUGGAUGAAGAAUGAAUCAUGUAUGUGUGCAAGCUUUCAUAGAGGAGAAUUAUAACAAUAUAGCCUACUUGAAUGGUUUCAUUUUAUUGCUAAACAUCCAUACAAAAUCUUCCUCACCUUUUAAUAAAACGCUUUUGUUUGAAUAACUAUGCAGGACUGUAAAUGUGUCUAAGCUAUUGCUUAGCUCUCCACUUUAAACCAUUAGUGUUUGUGGGGGAUUGUGUGUUUCUACAUUGUCUUGUCACUUUUGUCCCAAUAGAGAUCUUCUUUUCAUGUCUGUGCUGCCUUUUUCACUAUCCAGCAUUUCAAAAUGUCUAGCCCUGCUCGCCAGCAUCUUCUGUGUAAAAAUGAGAAAUGGCACCAAAGAUGACCGCAUUAUAUCAAGAGUUGACAAGUAACAGGUUGUGUUUGUGUGUGCUUGUUCUAACAUCCUGUCUCAAUUUUGUAGGCCAACCUUAAUGCGUGGUCACUGGUUGUCUCUGUGGAUAUUGUGAUGGACAGAAUUUUGAGAUUGAAUGUAUAUAUGGAUUUAUUUUAUUUUCUAAAUAUUGAUUGGGGUGGGGGUGUUUUUGACUGGAACUGGAAUAAGUAUAGGAGUUCUUAUUUUGGUAGAUUAUUUUGGUCUUGAUUCUGAAAUAAAAAUGCCGUCAUUUUUGUCUCAAGUGCAAGCUCUAAACAAUAAUUCAAUAAAACUUUUAGCUGAUGGUUUUGCACUUCCCUAACAGAUUUUUCAAAAUCAACUCACUGUAAUGUAUUUUUUGUAGUGAUAAUUGUAUGUAAAAUGGUUUGUGAAUACCAUUAUAUGUUGACUUGUAAAAAAAAAACAGGUAUAUGGUUUUCCACAUACGGGAAGUUGGUCAUCCUAAAACAAUUCCAGGACCCAGGGAGUACUACCUUGACGGUUAAAUACUUUUCAAACUAAACCUAUAUAUUUUUUUUUCUCACAGUAAUAUAAUCAU
Molecule: messenger RNA, 5462 nt
Organism: Xyrauchen texanus (razorback sucker)
Lineage: Eukaryota; Metazoa; Chordata; Actinopteri; Cypriniformes; Catostomidae
Product: ubinuclein-2-like
Exons: 17
Coding region: 247-3834 (1195 amino acids)
Cellular component (GO): nucleus
Source: RefSeq, a predicted model, not a curated record